AUGUCGAGAGCUUACAUCAACAAAUAAUUAAAUUAAAAUAGGAAAUGUGAGGAUUGGAGAGGAAAGGCUAUUGAUUAUGAGACUCUCAUUUAAGCAGAGUAGGCUAGAAACGAGGAAUUAGAAAAUGAUGUGCAAUAACUUAAUGAUGAGAAUGCUAGAUUGAAUGAUGAAAUCAAAAGAUUGAUGGAAGAAUUAGGUAAAUUGUAAUCUUAAGUAUCUGAACUCAGAGAAUAAACUACUAUAAUUGAAUAAUUAAGAUCUGAUUUACAUAAUGUACAACAUCAAUUAGAUUUGAAAUUACAACAAAUUGAUGAUCUAAAUCAUGAUGUCUAAACAAGAGAUGCUGAAUUAUUUAAAUUGUAAGGAGGAUCUUCAGUUACUAUUAUUACUGAGAAUAAGUUAUUGUAGAUGUAGAGUGAAAUUGAUAGAUUACAAUCACUUCUUAAGUAAAGAGAAGCUGAAUUAGAUGGUUGGAGAUUGAAGUAUUCAUCCCUUGAAAAGGUUAACAUUUAAUUAAGAACUGAAAAUGCAAGUAUCGACUCAUUAUAAGGAACUAUCAAGACUUUGCAAUAGGAAUUAGCAUCAAAGCAAGAGAGAAUCAAUCUUAGAGAUGAUAAAAUUAAAUAAUAAGAUGAUAUUAUUGAUUAAUUAUAGAAUGAGUUAAAUCAUCUUUAAGGAUUGAAAUUAGAAGUUGAGAAUCUUAAACAAUAAGUACAUUUUAAGGUUUAAGAACUUACUACUUGCAAAGAAAAGUUAGCAGCUGCUUUGAGAGAAGUAGGAGCUUUACGUUUGUAUAAAGGAGAAGUACAAGUACUUGAAUCAGAGAAGUAAUUACUGAGAGACGAAGUUGAUCAUUUGAGAGGUGAAAUCUAAAAGAGAUUGUUGGAAGUUGAAGAGCUCUCAUUUAUUAAAGCAUCAUAAGAAGCUUAAUUAAAAUAAAUACCAUUCUUAGAAGAUGAAAUAUCAACAUUGAGAAACCUUUUGGCUGAUGCUAUUUCAGAAAAGGGAAUCUUAUAAACUCAAUUUGGAUAAUUAUAGAAUGAGAAUCUUGCACUUGAUAAUAAAUAUCAUACAUAAGAGGGAGAACUUGAUGAACUCAAAUUAGAUAACUAAAGAUUAUUAUAAAUCAAUGAUCAUUUGAAUGAGUAAUUACAAAAGGUCAGAAAUGAAAGAAAUCAAUUUGAAAGAGAUGCUGAUCAAUUAGAUAAAACACUUCAUGAUGUUUAAUAAUUAUUGGCUGAUGCUGAAGAAAAGAAUGCAUAAUUAGAAAAAGAAAUUAAAGAAUUAAAAGAUGAAUUAAAUAAAUUAAGAUAACAGAAUUUAUAAUAAGAAUUAGAUUUAUAAGCAAAAGAUAGAUAACAUGAAUAAUAAAGAGUUUAAUAUGAAGGAUAUUUGAAUGAAUAAUCACUGGAGAUUCAAAGAAAGGAAUAAUUGAUAAAGAAUUGGAAGGAUAAGUAUUUACAAUCUGAGUAAUUGGUGUCUGAUUUAUAAUUUACAGCUGAACUGUUAAAAUAAGAAUAAAUCAGAGCUAGGUAAUUAGAAUUAGAAAUUGAAAGAUUGAAGCAAAGGUAAUUACAUCAACCACCACCUUAAAUUGAACACAUAGUCGAUUAGGAUGAAAUCAAUCAACUUAGAAAAUAAAUAUAGGAACUUCAAAGAGAAAACUUUGAUUAAUACUAAUAAAUUUAGAAACUGAAGUAAUAAAUUGAAUAAUUAAAUAAUCACAUUAAUAUCCUUGAAAAUGAAAAGCAUUUAUUUAUCUAAGAAAUAGACAGAUUGAAAACUUAAUUGAAUAUGAAAGUCGAAGAAAAUGAACAAAUGAGAGCCAAAAUGAAUGAUCUCAAUCAAACCAUAUUCAAUUUAAAGCAUUUAGAAUCGAGAGUUCCUGAGUUGGAAUAAACAAUUAAUUUAUUAAGAUAGCAUUCAUAAGAUUUGAUUCAAUAAUUGAAUGUCAAGACAAAAGAAUAUGAAGAUCUCUACGGAAGAUACUUCGAUAAAUCUUUAGAAGCUAAUCAAGUUAAUUAAUUAUAAUUAUCAAAUAAUAAAUUAGAUAUUGUAAGAUAAGAAGAAGUCUAAAAUAGAGAAAAUGUUAAGACAGAUCUUAACAAAGUUGGAGUAGACAAUGAUAGAUUGAGAAGAGAGAAGGAGUACUAUGAGAGUAAAUAUAAGUAUUUGCUCCUUGAAGUUGAAUAUUUAUAAAGAUUGAAAGCUGAAUCUCUUUAGUAAGAUCCUAUGUUGGAAUUGAGAGGAGGAAACCAAGAUGAUGUCAAUGAGGACAUUGCUAAUUUGGAAAGAUAACAAUAGGUUUUAUAAGAUCAAUUAGCCAAAUUAUAAUCGUAAAAUGAAUAGAAGGAUAAAGAGAUUGAUGAUCUCAAUGCUUAAUUGAGACAAUUAUAAGCAGAGUUAAAUAAGUUAAGAAACAUUCAAGACUUAUAUAAUAAACUUCAAUAAUAAUACAGUUUAUUGUAAACUUAGAUUACUAAUUUAUAAUAAAGCAGUAGCAAUUCUUCAGCUGAAAAGGAUAAUUAUAUCAAUGAAUUAAGAAUCUCAUAUUAAUGA
Molecule: messenger RNA, 2559 nt
Organism: Paramecium tetraurelia
Lineage: Eukaryota; Ciliophora; Oligohymenophorea; Peniculida; Parameciidae
Exons: 2
Source: RefSeq, a predicted model, not a curated record